This is a messenger RNA of Tripterygium wilfordii, 1682 nucleotides long. RefSeq lists its product as uncharacterized. The record is from RefSeq and is a predicted model, not a curated record. NCBI's taxonomy places the organism in Eukaryota, Viridiplantae, Streptophyta, Magnoliopsida, Celastrales, Celastraceae. The transcript is spliced from 12 exons. Bases 531 to 1439 code for a protein of 302 amino acids.
CCACUCUCUAAUCUAUCCCAAUCCUUCCUUUGCACGCCAGAGCAAACACCGAAACACGCGUAUGCGAUCCAUCCAUCAUUUAUCUAUUAUUUAUGCCACAGUUGAAACUCUAGUUUUCUUGUUCGCCAAGAGAUCGAACAGUGCCACGAAGGAAAAAAGCAUUUUCUAGAUCUGAUGAAUUAGAUAUGGUGAAUUUCUCACUUUAAGAAGAGAACACGCCGAUAUCUGUAUUUUCAGUUCUCUGUUUGGAUCGAGUUCAGGGAUAGGGUUCUUGAUUCUCAUCCAUAACAAUUCUUUGAUGUUCACGCGAGAGUGAUAGAGGUCUCAUUCAAGAGAAAUGGAGAAAGCUUCGUUUCCGCUUCGAAGCUCCGCUUAUCUCGACGCGCUUGCCCAGGAAAUCGAAAGAAAGCUCCAACGGGUAACCUGUAGCUAAUGCGUGCUAGGCACUAGCUUCUCCAUCGCAGAGGCGCAACUUGUUGCAAGAGUUGUUUGCGGACAUAGCUUUGGAAGUUGAUGAUAGAGCUAGAGAGAUGAUUCUUAGGAGGGAACAAGAUACAAUUUCUUCUGCUGAGGAUAGCAUUCAUGGUCAAUUAUGCUUUUAUGAUGUGCUUGCUGAUUACUAUGUUCAAGUGCCGGAGCAAGGAAAACCAAUCCUUGAUCUGAUUGUCCAGCUUUGGAGCCAGUCAUUUGCUUCACAUAUAUUCUCCCUCUUGUUCCACAAAUGGCUGUUUGAAAUCCAACUUGAGAAUUCUGAAGUACUGAUCCGUUACUCAUCUGCUCUUGUUCAAGGUGCUACAAAUGUUUUCUGGAUUGACAUCCAGUCAAAUGCAAGGCGCUUCCAAUCUUUUUUUAGGUAUCUGCUCGAGGAUGUUGCAUUGGAGCCCAAGAGGUUGAACAAAAUCCCUGUGCAAGUCCAGCGAGAUUUGUAUCUUUUACUUUCAAGGUUCAUACUAUUUUACAACUCAGAUGACAAGCUAGAAAGCUUCUUGAAGCAUUUCCCCAUCUUUCCUAAUGCUUUCUUAGUUGGUGGUCCAGCAGACUUCUUUGUCAUUGAACUCACAGAUGAGCUUCAGAAGCUAAAGGUGGAGCCUGUAUUGUUGCAUUACUUUUCAGAACUUAAAGCUCUUCAGGGCAUGGAACUUCGAAUGUCCACGAGCACGAGGUUGAAGGCAUGUUUAUAUAGCUUCACUUCUCCUGGUGGUCCCAUGUAUCCCACAAGAGCCGUCCGUCAUGCAGCAUGGGAUGCUCUAGAUUUACUUUUUCCGGUUGGACGGUAUCCCCGGCAUCUUAUUGGUCUGUUUUUCCGACUGUUAUAUCCAUGGUACUGGCCUUCUUCAUGUUGGAAUUUUAUAGUAUCUUGCAUAAAGGCGUUAUUUUAUUCUCUGUUGAGGUUGAUCUUUUCUAGUUGGGAAAAGUUCGAAGAGCCAAAGAUGUCCUGAAUGUCGAGUCCAAAGGUGUCGACGCGUUUUAAUCUCUCAAGCUGUAAAGCGUGUUGUAUAAUUGCCUUCCUUUUUUGUCAUAUUCCCUGCUUGCGGCCCUCUAGCUUUGGUAGCUUUUGGUCAUUUAGUAGUCGUCUUGCUUAUUAUUUUAAUGAGCCAUACCAACUGAAUUAAGAAGCAAUUGUUAGUUUGUCGGAUCUCAAAAAUAAUUGGGUCAACAAAUCGUCAGGCGUAAAAAGUUCA